GUGGUCACGGGCGAGAGGUGUGGCGAAGUGGGCGGAGCCCUGGCUUUGCCCGCCCCCAGGCCUUGAAUUGCUGAGUUCUGGCGAGAAGGAGCGAUUCCGAGGGAUCCGCUACGCCACCGCGCCUGCGGCGGGGAUGGAGGGAGCGGCGGUUCGGCUGCUGCGCGGCAGCGCGCUGCUAAGAAGAAACUUCCUGACUUGCCUGUCUUCUUGGAAAACGCCUCCUUGCAUCCCAAAAUCUUCCCAGUCAGAAGCUCUACUCAAUAUAACAAAUAAUGGACUCCCCUGCGCCCCCCUGCAAAUAUUCACGGAUCAGGAGACGAUGAUAAAGAGCACAGUUAAAAAAUUUGCCGAGGAACAAAUUGCUCCUUUGGUUUCAACAAUGGAUGAAAAUGCAAAAAUGGAAAAAUCAGUAAUACAAGGAUUAUUUCAACAAGGGUUGAUGGGUGUUGAAAUUGACACCAGCUACGGAGGAACAGGAGCUUCGUUUUUUUCCUCUGUCCUGGUGGUAGAGGAAUUAGCCAAAGUUGAUGCAUCUGUGGCUUUGUUAUGUGACCUCCAGAACACGGUAGUUAACCCGCUGAUUAUGAAACAUGGAACAGAAGAGCAAAAGGCUACCUACUUGACCAAGCUGGCUACAGAAAAAAUAGGAAGUUUCUGCCUUUCAGAGGCUGAAGCAGGUAGCGAUUCCUUUAGUUUAAAGACCAGAGCUGAUAAAAAGGGAGAUUAUUACGUCAUCAAUGGGUCAAAGAUGUGGGUUACCAGUGCCGAGUACGCAGGGCUCUUCCUGGUGAUGGCAAAUGUUGACUCUACCCUGGGCUAUAAAGGAAUUACCUGCUUCUUAGUGGAUCGUGAUACUGAAGGCCUUCAUAUAGGGAAAGCAGAAAACAAAUUGGGAAUCAGAGCUUCCUCCACCUGUCCGUUAACAUUUGGAAACGUCAAGGUUCCAGAAGCCAAUGUCCUGGGACAAAUUGGACACGGCUAUAAGUAUGCCAUAGGAGUCCUUAAUAAAGGCAGAAUAGGAAUUGCUGCACAGAUGCUGGGACUGGCUCAAGGAUGUUUUGACUUCACUAUUCCAUAUAUUAAAGAAAGGGUACAAUUUGGCAAAAGAAUAUUUGAUUUUCAGGGGCUCCAACACCAAGUGGCUCAAGUGGCCACCCAGCUGGAGGCCACGAGGUUACUGACAUACAACGCUGCCAGGUUUGUAGAAGCUGGAAGGCCAUUCAUAAAAGAAGCAUCUAUGGCCAAAUACUAUGCAUCAGAGAUUGCAGGACUAACAACUAGUAAAUGCAUGGAGUGGAUGGGAGGAGUAGGCUACACCAAAGAUUAUCCUGUGGAAAAGUACUUCCGAGAUGCAAAGAUUGGUUCAAUAUAUGAAGGAGCUUCAAAUAUUCAGCUGAACACCAUUGCCAAGUGCAUCGAUCCAGAAUACUGACAUCCACAGGAAUGGAACCCCUCCCUGAUGCUGCUGGUGUAGAAUCUUAAACUAUGUGCCUUUGGGGGAUCCAAGCCCUUAGUCAUGGAUCUUGGGGUAGACCUUUCUGUUUCACUUUCCAGUCUGCUUAACUUAUACGCGGGAAAUCGUUUUUAAAAUUUGGGAAGAAAUGCAUCCCUAUUUUCUACAAAACUAUUUUUAAAGUUCUAUAAGUAUUAUCAUUCUAGCUUCAGGGUGUACAGAAGUUUCACUCUAUCAGCAUUUGGAAAAAUAAAGACAUUGGAAGUGUUACAGACAUGGCUAUUUUAUAUUCCUAUUAAAUCUUUAUUUUGUGGCAUCAGUCAGAGGAACCUUUGCUAUAGGUGGCAAUUCUAUGGAAUAGAUAGAUUCAAUUCUAAGUUGCUAAACUAGGUAGAAACUGAAAAAAAUUUAUUUAGAAAAAUCUUAAAAUGCUGGUUCUAAAUACCUAAGAAUGGGUGAAAAAUAAAGUAUAACUCUGUAGGUCAAAUAAUUGAAGAAAACAUUGUGGGUUUUUUUUAGUGAGAAAGAUUAGUCCUGAGCUAACAUCUGUCGCCAAUCCUCCUCUUUUUGCUGAGGAAGAUUGGCCCUGGGCUAACAUCCGUGCCCAUCUUCCUCUGCUUUAUAUGGAACGCUGCCACAGCAGGGCUUGACAAGUGGUAUGUCGGUGCGCGCCCAGGAUCUGAACCCCGGGCCACCGCAGCGGAGUGCGCGCACUUAACUGCUGUGCCACCGGGCCGGCCCUGAAGAAAACAUUAUUUUGACAAAGUAAAGCAAUAUAAUUUGUUACUAUAAUUGUCCUGUUUAAAAGAUGCAUUUCAUGAUGGUUUUAGCAGAUCAUUUUAGAAACAAGUCUGCAUUAGUUUUCAAGUGUAAAGUUUAAAUAAUUUGGUUUAAUAAUCAGAAUGUAUUCAAUAUUGUAAUAUUCAUCCUAUCAUGCACUAUUUUUCAACGAUACAAUUUCUUUCUAUAUUUAAAUUGAAUACUGUUUCCUCAAACUUAGUUAUUGGUCUUUAUCAUGAAUAGUCAUUCAGAAAUUAUGUUUUGGUUCAGUGAUUCUCACGAGAAAUUUCUUGCCCCAAUAAAGAAGGACAUCAAAAUCUUGUAAGGAAUGAGGGAUAGAAGGUGGCUCUAGAGUUUGAAAAAGCAUAUUGAGUAAUGAGAAAAAUAAUUUUAUAUCUCAGAAGGCAAAAAUGAAUAUAUUGUCUUAACUAUACAAAUUAUAGAAAGGCAAAGCUUGACAAAACAUAUAGCUGGUGAUGUGAUUUCUUCAGUAUUGGUGAUUCUCAGUCAGGAAAAGAGACCACUCUAAGGUACAGAUCCUGAGUCCCCUUACGUGGCAUGGGUCAGAGAUGUUGAAAAACAUUUCAAGGCUCAUACAGUUGCUUAAAAUAAUCACUACUGUUGAAUAGGAAUCCCUUUAAUACUUAAAUGAAAGGAUAAUGUUUAUUUAAGAAAACUUGACAUUUUCAAAGUAACUUUGCUUUGCACAUUCAUGUUUAGUGAAUUGGAUUAAUUUCUGUAAUGCAAAUCAUAGGUAAAUAUUCAGAGUCAUGUAAGUACAAUUGAGAUAGGAAUUACACUAAAAUGUUAGGAAGAAAUGAGGACAAAUUUAGACCCUGGAUCAAGAGAUAAAGUCUAUCUGACUUUCACAUAGGGAGAUGAUGGAAACCGACUCAUUUAGUCUUUCAGAACAGAAAGACAGUGGUCUGAUAAGGAAAGUAGAGGAUAGAUGAAAUGCCCUAAAAGGGGGCUUGAACAUCUUUAAUUUCUGUGAUUCCGUGAAAGAGGUAGACUUUAUAGGUAAUGGAGCCAACAUUCGUAAAAAGAAUCCCAACUUCCUCCUGUAGAAUUAUAAACACGUGAAACUACAAUAAACCUCGGGUUCAAAUGAGCAGCAUUAGAGAGGCUCCUGUGUACGUCUGGGCCUUGAAUUUAUAUUUGGUCUUGAUACGGUUCUAAUUCUGUGUAUAUUUUUUGUGCACGUUCACAAAGAACAGUUGAAAAUUAGGUAUUAUAGUUAAUAUAUCUACCUACCUUCUUCUAUUGGUGAAUCAUUGUGUUAUUUUACCAUUUACCAAAGAGGAUAUUGUGGGUUUUCCCUGUAGUUCUUCCCUUAUAGCUUUUCUUGAUAACCGUGACUUUGGAGUCUUAAAAACUAUCUAUCUUGAGUUUGUAUUUAGUGGAGGAUGAUCUUGUUCACCUCCUAAAGCCUAUCAUUAUUGUUUGCUAAUUUGGGGCUUGGGCUGUCAUGGGGCUCAGAAGGUAAGACUUGAACACAAGCACCAAGGAACCGCUCACCCGUAUUUGGUGGGCAGAGCAGGACUCUACCCAACUGCUAAGUUAGUAUUGUUAGAAAUUUCAUUUUACAACACGAAAAUGAACGUGUCAAAGAUUUUAGAAUUAUGGAAAGUUAAACCUAGAAAGACCUUAGAGAACCAUCCAGCUAACUCUCAUUUUAAAAGUGAAGGAUUCGUAGCCCAGAAUACUUGCCCGAGGUCAUCCAUCCAGGGACAGAAAAGACAAGGAUCCAAAUGUAGUGGCUCCCAAUUCAGUGCUCUUCCUACUGUUGAACAUUGGUCUCUGUUCAACAAAUUUGGGAUUUUAUCCUUGAUAUAUUUUAAUACUCUUAUUGAUUUAUUUUAGGUUUAAUUGAUAAAUAAUUAAUAUUUCAGAAAUGUUAAGAUUGAUCAGUGUCAUUGUUUACAUAUAUUAAUCACCUGCCAAAAGCACUCGCUCUCCCAGGGUGUAGAGCUGGUGUGUCAAAUGUGAAAGUUAUUAUGUGUGAUCAUUUGGUUUUGUGAUUAUGACGUAUUUUAGUAAAUGUACCGGUUGUAUCCUUGCUGAUAUAUUUUCACUGAUCUUUCAUAAAGUGCAAGUUUUGUUGUAAUGGUACGUAUCAGACUGUAUUCAGUGUUAUAAAAUCAGUAUUCUAUGGAGAAUGAAAAAAUAAAGGACAAACUUGACUGGAGACUUUUGCUACUUUGAUGAA
Diceros bicornis minor is the source of this 4442-nucleotide messenger RNA. It is a transcript of the gene ACADSB, whose product is annotated as acyl-CoA dehydrogenase short/branched chain. Lineage: Eukaryota; Metazoa; Chordata; Mammalia; Perissodactyla; Rhinocerotidae. The record is from RefSeq and is a predicted model, not a curated record. The transcript has 11 exons. Gene Ontology annotation, molecular function: flavin adenine dinucleotide binding; acyl-CoA dehydrogenase activity. Gene Ontology annotation, cellular component: mitochondrion. The coding region runs from base 134 to 1432 and encodes 432 amino acids.